AUGACCGUGACUUUUGUUCCAUUUCCUCCUUCGCCUGAUGGAUCGGAGGAUGAUAAUUCAUCUUCGGAUUUCUUCAAGGCUCGGCCCAGUGCCCAUUCUGCCUCCAACCAUGGGCUAGCAACCCCUCCUCGUGAAGCUCAGCUGGUCGAUCUUCGUUCUUGCCCGCCCCAACUAUCAGGCCCUGCAGUUGCGCAACCGAAGACGUUGGCAUCGGUCGUUGCAGUGAUCGGUGUAGGCUACGUGGGCUAUCAACUUGUCAUGGCUUUUGCAAAAGCUUACUCGGUCAUUGCCUAUGAUGUGGAUCAAGGCCGUCUCAACCAAGUGAGCAAGACGGAAACAAAUCCUAACAUCUGCUAUACUAGCAACCCGAAGGCUAUAGCCGAUGCAACCCACUUCCUCGUCUCUGUUCCCACCCGGCUGCACCACGACAACACCGUCGACACUCAACACCUCGAGAGCGCCAUCUCACUGGUGGCCAAAUAUGCAAGACCGGGCUCGACGGUGAUCAUCGAGAGCUCGGUUGCGGUGGGCAUGACCCGCCAGUUGAUUCGAGAGGUCAUGCGCACUAAAGGCCUCAAGGCGGGCAUGUCCCCCGAGCGCGUCGAUCCCGGUCGAGUCAAGCCUGCCUUCGAAACUAUCCCCAAGAUCAUCUCCGGUCUUGACGACAUCGUGCCGGGCUCUCUAGCCAGCAUUCAUGAGCUCUACCAAGAGAUCUUCGAACACCUGGUGGUUGUGUCUUCCCCAGAGGUCGCUGAGAUGACUAAAUUAUACGAGAACUGCCAGCGAAUGGUCUGUAUCGCCCAUGCGAACGAAAUGGCGGAUGCCUGCCACAUGAUCGGGAUCAAUGCCCUCGAGGUUUCCACCGCAGCGGCCACCAAGCCAUUCGGGUACCAGCCAUACUCGCCGGGCCUUGGUGUCGGCGGCCACUGCAUCCCCGUCAACCCUUACUAUCUCCUCACGAACUCAGAAUUCCCGCUGCUCCAAGCCGCGACAGAGAAGAUGGCGGCUCGACCGUCGCGAAUGGGUGACCGUGUAAUGCGAAAAUACCUGAAGCAAUAUCAAUCUCAAUCCGCCCAGCGAUCGGAUCGGACCCGGGUGCUGGUGGUAGGGGUGGGCUUCAAGCGUGGACAGUCUGUCCUGAGUAACUCUCCCGCACUGUCCCUCGUGCGUCACUUGCUUUCUGAGUGGGAUGCCUAUGUUGCGUUCGCGGACCCUUUGGUGUCGGCCGAGGCUGUACCGUUCUGUCCCCGGUUAGAUGAAAAGACUCAAUGGAGUAAGCAGAGCUUGGAAGAGUUCGAUGUCGUUAUUGUUGCAGUGGACCAGGUGGGGUUGGAUCUGGCGGUUUUGGACAGACUUGAAGGUGUAUUGGUUGAGAGUUUUGUGAAGUGUUGCUGA
This is a messenger RNA of Penicillium daleae, 1395 nucleotides long. Its product is annotated as nucleotide sugar dehydrogenase. The record is from RefSeq and is a predicted model, not a curated record. Lineage: Eukaryota; Fungi; Ascomycota; Eurotiomycetes; Eurotiales; Aspergillaceae. The transcript has a single exon. The coding region runs from base 1 to 1395 and encodes 464 amino acids. Gene Ontology annotation, molecular function: NAD binding; oxidoreductase activity, acting on the CH-CH group of donors, NAD or NADP as acceptor; oxidoreductase activity, acting on the CH-OH group of donors, NAD or NADP as acceptor. Gene Ontology annotation, biological process: polysaccharide biosynthetic process.